ACAGAGCGGACGGGUGACAGUUAACAGGUUAAAUGACAGUUCACACAUCAUUCAAAACCCCUUUCAAGUAAUUUAUCACUUACAAUUGUUGACAUGGAUGUUUAUGAUAUAAUGGAUUUCACCCCUCUUUCAUGGUGGCAGUACAGAAAGGUUUCACCAGGUAAACGUACUUCUGAUGUUACUCAUUUAAACACAAAGCUAGUGUACAGAGAGAUGAAGUCACAGCAAGAAUCUCACAUUAGGUUGUUUGUAGUUAUUUUUAUGUGGUUUAAUGAGAGAAAAGUGUAGUUUGUUGAAAUAUAGUCAUAUAUUUCUAAUAAUGAUCAGCAUCUGUUUGGUUUGUAGCUUAGUGGACAUUUUUGUGAAGCAUGGAGCUGAUAUUAACAAGAAAGACAGCACUGGAAAAGACAGUUUAAUGCUGGCCUGUUUUGCUGGUCACCUUUACACCGGUACACGCAGCUCCACAUUGCAAUCUAAAGAUACAGACACCUGCAUGCCGCUCCACUGGGCCAUGGAUGGAGGACACCUGUCUGUCAUUACAUAUAUGAUCCAGGAUAGUUGUGAGGUGGAUGUUUUGGAUAAAGUGUCUCUCUGGACUCCUCUUAUGCGUGUGUCAGCCAUCAUUGGAAAGGCUGCGGUCACCUCCAUCCUCCUCCAGGCUGAAGCUGAUGUAAAAGUCCGUGACAAAGCUGGCAAGACACCACUAAUUGUAUUUAUCAUCAAAACAGCCAUGAGAAUUGCUGAGGACAAGAUGGAUGACAUUAGUCGAUUUUUUUUUUUUUUGGUAAUAAUUUUGUGGAACUGGUGAAACUUCUGCUUGACAGUGGGGCAGAUCACCACAUGAAGGUAACAGAUUAUGAUCAUUAUUAUAUUCAUAAUACAUACCUGAUUAAACAAUAAGAGUAGAGCAAUAAAACAUUUUGUCGCAGGAAAAUUGAUAACACUAAAAUUAUAUGUACACUCUAAAGUAGUAUGGAGCAGGUGCAGUAGAUAUGGCAAAAGCAUUUGGAAGACAGGUUACCUGACAAACUACACAUUAAUGAAUUAAUAUUAUUUUAUAGCUUCGAACAAAAAAAUAAUUUCUGUUUCAGAACACCA
Molecule: messenger RNA, 1098 nt
Organism: Carassius gibelio (silver crucian carp)
Lineage: Eukaryota; Metazoa; Chordata; Actinopteri; Cypriniformes; Cyprinidae
Product: fibronectin type 3 and ankyrin repeat domains 1 protein-like
Exons: 3
Coding region: 272-808 (178 amino acids)
Biological process (GO): regulation of apoptotic process
Cellular component (GO): nucleus
Molecular function (GO): protein binding
Source: RefSeq, a predicted model, not a curated record